UAAGUGUACUAUAUAUACGGGGCCUUUCGCAACCCAGUCUUAACGUCCAAAGCUGCAGACCUCAACAAACCCUCCGAUCUAAACAAUAUUUGAAGACGAUCGCCACCACCACGCCAAGCUCAUCAAUCAAAUCCUUCACUUUCUCUCUUUUUUAAUCCUUUCUUCGCUACACACUACGCACGUACAAAACUAGCUAUAUUUUUCAGUUGUCUCACUCCCAAGUUCAACCAGACGGCUGUUUCUCUCCGGUGGUGAACUUAUGAGUACUAUUUAUUGACAAAUGCUUUGUGGAUGAGUUGUGCUAGUUCUGCUUAUGGGUUGUGUCUUGACCAAAAAAAGUAGACAAUUCCCUGGUUACGAGGAGCCUUCUGUUCUUGCUGCUGAAACACCUUUCACUGUUAGUGAAGUUGAGGCCUUGUAUGAGCUGUUUAAGAAAUUAAGCAGCUCAAUAAUUGAUGAUGGGCUUAUUCACAAGGAGGAGUUUCAGCUUGCACUCUUCAGGAACAGGAAUAGGAGGAAUCUUUUUGCUGACAGGAUCUUUGAUCUGUUUGAUAUCAAGCGCAAUGGGGUCAUCGAGUUUGGGGAAUUUGUUCGAUCAUUGGGUGUCUUUCAUCCAAAUGCACCUGUCGAGGACAAAAUUACAUUUGCUUUCAGAUUGUAUGAUCUAAGGCAGACUGGUUUCAUUGAGUGGGAGGAGUUAAAGGAGAUGGUAUUGGCAUUGCUGCAUGAAUCAGACCUCAUGCUUUCAGAAGAUGUUGUUGAAACUAUUGUGAAUAAGACUUUUAAUGAUGCUGAUGCAAAAGGUGACGGAAAAAUUGAUCUAGACGAAUGGAAAGAAUUCGUGUCAAAGAACCCCUCUCUAAUAAAAAAUAUGACUCUUCCAUAUUUGAAGGACAUAACCUUGGCAUUUCCCAGCUUUGUGGCAAAUACUGAAGUUGAAGAUGAAGAAGUCCAAGUUCAUAUCAAAUCUAAUAUGUAUUGAUGUUGUUGCUCUUGGAAAUGGAUAUAAUCUACAAGCGAAUUAAAUUCCACAUGGUUUCAUAUCCAUGGCUCACCAGAAGAGCUAGAAGCAAGCUCAGAGAAAGCAAGUGUGAGUCUUUUGGAACACAGCUGGGCUAGAACAUCAAUCUGUGGCUGCUCUAUUAUGCAAUCUUACUGGGUGCUUAUACUAUUUUUCUUGUAGAAGUGAUUUAUAUGUAUCUGGUUUCAGCAUCAGAAGUUUUGUCACUAUGAUGCUGUGUGCCUUUGAGGAGGUAAAUUUUCAGUCCCACUCUCGUUCUUUAUGUAAUAAAUAAUGUUUUAGUAUUGUAGAGUGAUACCUCGAGUACUUCUAAGCGGUCUUUUUCAUUUUAUAUAUAUUUCAGUAAAA
Molecule: messenger RNA, 1369 nt
Organism: Mangifera indica (mango)
Lineage: Eukaryota; Viridiplantae; Streptophyta; Magnoliopsida; Sapindales; Anacardiaceae
Product: calcineurin B-like protein 4
Exons: 9
Coding region: 314-982 (222 amino acids)
Biological process (GO): calcium-mediated signaling
Molecular function (GO): calcium ion binding; kinase binding
Source: RefSeq, a predicted model, not a curated record